GAUCACUUCCCCAGUGCGAGUGACUCAGAGCUCAAGGUCCUGGACAAUGAGAUUUCAGAUCUGUCUUGCAAAGUGCAGACCCUCCAACAGAGCUGCUGCCUUAUGGAGUCAGAACUGAAAGAACUGAAGGGCUCUAUGACAACUCCAGAAAUGGUGAAAGAGAUUGAAGAAUUAAAAAAGGACUGUGCCAAUUAUACAGAGAAACUGGAGCGGAUUAAAUCUGCUGCCAAUCAUGUGACCCCUGAGGAGAAAGAAAAGGUAUAUAAUGAGAAGAAACUGUAUUGCAGAGAAUGGCGACGCCGGAAGAGAAUG
This is a messenger RNA of Gekko japonicus, 312 nucleotides long. RefSeq names its product homologous-pairing protein 2 homolog. The transcript is spliced from 3 exons. Gene Ontology annotation, molecular function: double-stranded DNA binding; recombinase activator activity. Gene Ontology annotation, cellular component: DNA recombinase auxiliary factor complex; condensed nuclear chromosome. The annotation marks the transcript as partial. NCBI's taxonomy places the organism in Eukaryota, Metazoa, Chordata, Lepidosauria, Squamata, Gekkonidae. The record is from RefSeq and is a predicted model, not a curated record. Gene Ontology annotation, biological process: meiotic joint molecule formation; meiotic strand invasion involved in reciprocal meiotic recombination; homologous chromosome pairing at meiosis.